Lingula anatina is the source of this 2233-nucleotide messenger RNA. RefSeq names its product N-acyl-phosphatidylethanolamine-hydrolyzing phospholipase D-like. Lineage: Eukaryota; Metazoa; Brachiopoda; Lingulata; Lingulida; Lingulidae. Gene Ontology annotation, cellular component: membrane-bounded organelle; cytoplasm. The record is from RefSeq and is a predicted model, not a curated record. Gene Ontology annotation, molecular function: zinc ion binding; N-acylphosphatidylethanolamine-specific phospholipase D activity. Gene Ontology annotation, biological process: N-acylethanolamine metabolic process; N-acylphosphatidylethanolamine metabolic process.
UAGGUGUUACCACCUAUUUUUUCCCCCGUAGUAUUGACCGUGAUUCAUAACGCUUGAUUUGUUUAUACUAGCAGGUCAACAUGACUUGCAAGUUUAGGUAUACGUGACACGGUGUGGAAGAAAAGAAGCAGGACUGUAGUUCCUCUUCAUGGUGAAAGGAAUCCAUGCACGUAACAUCUGUGCACUAGCGGCAGGCUCACUGCUUUUGUAUUUCCCAGGACAGAUACUUAUCCAGGACACCCUAUUGAAGCAAGCUGUACAACCAGAGAUGGCUGAAGGAGGUGACACAGUGCAGUCAUGGUGCCAGCCCUCAGUGAAAAGACAUGGAAGGUUUGUCAACCCUUGGGCUACCUGGACUGCCCCCGGACUGGGGGGCCUGAUGAAAAUGGUCUUCAAAGAGAAGAAACCUUCUUUACCAACCACAGAGGAAAUUGAGGCCCGUCUGCCAGUAAUAAAGCCAGACUUUGAGUGUUUGUCCAAAGGUCCAUCUCCUACCACUCUCAGCACUGUAUGGAUAGGUCAUGCCACUGUCCUUGUCCAGAUGGACGGACUGACCAUUCUUACCGACCCCAUCUUCUCUGACCGAUGUUCACCAGUACAAUUCAUAGGACCAAGGCGCUACAGACCUCCACCAUGUUCCAUCGAGGAACUGCCAAAGAUUGACGCUGUGGUGAUAAGUCAUACCCAUUAUGACCACUUAGAUUUGACUUCUGUUAAGAAGUUAAACGAGAGGUUUGGGCCGUCUCUGAAGUGGUUUGUGCCUCUGGGAUUGAAGAGCUGGAUGACAGAUGUUGGGUGUGCAGAAGUAAUUGAGAUGGACUGGUGGCAAGAGGAGCCAUACAGUGAGGAGAGCAAUGUGAAGUUUGUUUUUACGCCUGCACAACACUGGUGUAAGCGCACAGCAUUUGACACUGAUAAGGUGCUCUGGGGCAGCUGGUGUGUUCUUGGAUCAACAAACAGAUUCUUCUUUGCUGGAGACACAGGAUACUGUGAAGCAUUCAAACAGAUAGGGAGGAAGCAUGGACCCUUUGACUUGGCUGCCAUUCCUAUAGGGGCGUACUGUCCUAGGUGGUUCAUGGCGCCCCAACACGUGGACCCGGUGCAAGCUGUGGACAUCCACUGUGAUGUGAAGGCCAGAUAUACCCUGGGGAUCCACUGGGGAACAUACAACAUGGGAUCCACUGAGCCUAUAUUUGAACCACCAGAAAAAUUUGCUGAGUCAGCAAAACAGAAAGGACUCGAGGAGGGAGAAGUCUUUGUUUUGAAGCAUGGAGAAAUAAAACUGAUAGAAAAGGACUAAAGUUGAUAAAAAUGGAAUAGAAAAGAAAGAAAAUGUGAUAUUGUGCAGUAAAUACCAGUUUAGACUUUACCAAGUAUUAUGUUGAUGACGGGUUUGUAUACGCUAAUUUAAAACAAAAUCAGUGCCAUUGGUAAGUUGCCAGGAAGAGAGAAUUUAGAUUUUUAAAACUUUAUUGAGUGCAAAUUUUUAAGGAUGCCUAUAAAGUGUUUGUUACAAAAUGACAAUAACCCAGCAUUGUUACUUAUCGUGUAUCACAUAUUUAUUGACAGUAGCAUUUUAUUGCUGCAUUGUCAGGGUUUUUCAUCAAUUUACCAUUCAUUAUCUUAGGAGCAUGGAGCUUUUUCUGGGAUAUGCUCCAGAAAAGAAAUACUCAUAAGCAUAAAAUUAUUAUUCUUGAAUCUUCUGUUUAUUCAAACCACUGUUGCAAAUAAAAGCAUGUUGUGAAGGCAGUGGUGGUGGAAAUUUGUAAAAUAUUUAAAAAAUAUUUUUAAAAAUAUAUAAUUUUUAAAGUAAAAUAUCACUUCAAAGGCCUGGAAUGGUACAAAGUUAUAUUAAUCUCAUUUUGCUGUUUGGCUUAUGAGCCAACGACUGUUGUCUAGAUUUGAAAAUUAAUUUAUCAAUUUUAAGUAAAAUGAAUGUGUUCUAUUAAUGGUAAAAAUACGUAGCACAAUACAGGUACGCACAUUAACAGAUAGCAUGAAAAUUAGUUUAAUGACAUAGUUUAUUUAUCUGCAAGGAACUAGACUCUGUUAUGAUUGAUAACCAAAGGAAGUGAUCUGUUGUCACAUGACUUGAUACGUGUAUGUACUUUACCAACUCUUGUCUCUAUAGUUAUUUCCACAGGACUUACAUGUAACUAUAUUCAAAGAGACCAUAAAUAUAGAAAAGGGUCUUAACUGUCUUAGUAUUAUUUGCGAAACUUAACUUAUUCAA